UUCUUUCUUUUAGCUUACAAAAAGAACCACUUUUUUUCAGAGGUCGAGGAAACAAAAGGCAAAAAGCUGCCUGGAGGCACACGCCACACGACCGCCCGAUCCCCAUGGCUGCCGUCGUCGACGGCGCCGAGCUCAUCCUGUCGGUGCCGGACGACGUGCUCGCCCUGAUCUCCGCCCACCUCCGCCCCGGCGACCUCCUCGCGCUCUCCGCCGCCUCGCGCCGCCUCCACGCCGCCCUCUCCGCCGCCGACAAGCCGUGGCUCGCCCAGUGCCGCCGCCUCCUCCCCUCCUCCCUGUCCCACCUCCUAGCCUGGCGCGCCGCCGCGGGCGGAUCCUCCCUCACCGUCUGCCGCUUCCUCCACUCCGUGUCCCCGCUCCGCGGCCUCUGGGCGCACCAGAACCCCGAGCUCGGCAACCUCGUCGCCGCGCUCCCGGGCUUUCUCUCCCUCGUCGCCGUCCGCGCCAUCCCGCAGGAGCUCUCCCCGCGCCUGCUCUGGGCGCCCGUCUUCGAGAUCCUCGCCGACGCCCACGGCCGUCCCACGCUCCUCUUCCUCCAUGGCCAUCACCCAGGCUCCCUCUUCCCCGGCCUCCUCGACGCCCUCAACCCCCACGCCAACACGCUCCUCCUCGAGGCCCACGCGUCCCUCUCCUCCUCGCCUAUCCAGCAGUUCCCGCGCCUCUCCUUCGGCAACCGCCGACGGCUGCUCGACGCCCUCGUGGCCUCCUGCCGCCUCACGCUCCCGCCGGACCUCGCCGCCGCGCCGCUCUUCGCGCGGUCCGACGAGGACAUCCCCGCGCUCGCCGCGCGUCGGGAAGCUAUGCUGCGGAUGCACACCGAAUCCGGCGGGGGUAUGGUGGGCACGCCGGAGCUCGAGGCGCUGCUACUGGGCGCCAAGAAGAUGCUGCCACUGCCCGCGGUCGACGCUACCGGCGACGAAGUGGGGCUGCGGAGGAGCCUCUCUGCGAUGGCUUGCCGCCUCAAGAAUGGGCUGCGCCACAUGGUGACACGCUCUGCGUCAGCCAAUUCGAGGUCAGACUACGCGGACAGCAAGCAUCUGCCAUUUGACAAGUUCUUGCGCGCCGGUCAGAUGGUCGGCCUCAGCCUCCGGGGCUCGCGGGUGCGACUGUCGACCUACCGCGCAUGGCCGAGCAUGAACGAUAACCGGUUGGCGCUCUACAAGCUGACGACGCAGACACCCAUGCCCGGCCGGGAGUAUGCCGGGCUGUGGGGAGGCACGUUUGGGUGGCCACCGGGGAGACCGGAGGACGAGUGCAAACCAGGGAAGGCUCUCUUCUUCCUUCUCCUUUCAUAUGAGAAAGACAGCGAGGGGAAGCUUCUGCUGAUUGCAACCAAGGUGUUGGAGGGCACACACUAUGUGGUGCAUCCCAAUGGGUCGUCCAUGUUUGUCGUGCGGGUGGGUGAACCAUCCACGGAGGCAUUUCCAUGGAUGACAGAAGACGAGGAUUCCCGCAGUGUGGACAUCGAGAGAAGUUUUGCCGGGGAGGGCAUUGCCAAUGGUUAUGGGUUCAGGUACCCUGGCUCAAAGCCUGGGUCAUUGUUUGUUCUCCAGGAUGGCUGGCUCGCCUUUGUUUGGAGAGACAGCAAGUCUGUCCUCACCUUGCAAAGGCUCAAUUUAGAGGAGCUACUGAGGAAAGGGGAGCGUGUGCCUGCAUUGCCGCCGAUACCAAACUUUGUGUACCUCACCAAGUCUUACUCCAAUGUUUAUACUGUGAUGCACGGUAGUUCCAGCUGCUCAUCUUCUACCUCCCAGGUAAAAGACGCAACUAAGGGCCAUGAACUCGGAUGAUCCAACUGAUGCAGAGGCUACAGACCAAAACCUGCUUGCUUUGACAUGAUGGUCAAGAAGACUGUAGUGCUAAAUAUAGUAUCUUCAAAGAAAUGCCACUUUCCCUCAGAAAACAGGAAAUGGCAUCAAUAUACAUAGCUGUAUUGCCAUUAUCUUAGUUAUUUUCAUGCUUCUGCUUUAAAAUUAUCCAAAUCAAUUCCCCCAAACGAAUGAGCUGCGAUUCAGCAAGUGCCAAGAUGGCGCCAUUUGUAAUGAAAUUGUAUUUUUUUUUCAAAGUAUAUAUGGUUGAAUCA
Messenger RNA from Lolium perenne, 2101 nucleotides. Its product is annotated as F-box protein At5g39450. NCBI's taxonomy places the organism in Eukaryota, Viridiplantae, Streptophyta, Magnoliopsida, Poales, Poaceae. The record is from RefSeq and is a predicted model, not a curated record. Gene Ontology annotation, molecular function: protein binding.